AUGGUGUCCUUAGUAGAGAAACCGGUUCCCAAUUGCAGUAGUGUUCUAAUUCGAGUGUUGCUCACCACUAUCAUUAUCAUUCUUGUGUUGGCUCCUUCCCAAUUUGCUAUUUCUUCUUCCUUUGCAACUUCACCUCCCAAUAUGGCGACAAUGAUGGGGAGAGAAGCAGAGGCUCUUCUGGAAUGGAAAGCCAGCCUUGACAACCAAAGCCAAUUUCAUUUAUCUUCAUGGGUUGGAAACAUCACUUGCCAUUGGGUUGGAAUAGCUUGCAACAACUUUAGCAGCAUCUCUCAUAUCAACCUCCCAGAUUAUGCUUUAAAAGGUACCCUCCACACUUUGAGCUUCUCAUCCUUACACAGUCUCAUUAGUCUUAAUCACAGCGACAACUUACUCUACGGUACCAUUCCUUCACACUUGGGCAACCUUUCUAAGCUAAUCUACCUUGAUUUAUCUGGCAAUCAUCAUCUCUCAGGAAGAAUUUCAUCUGAAUUAUGCCAACUAACAAGCCUUCACAUAUUAAAUCUCCAUGAUAAUAACAUCACUGGAUCCAUUCCUUAUCAACUUGGAAAGCUACAUUUGCUCAAUGAGCUAAUUUUGUCUAGUAACGGUCUCACAGGUUCAAUCCCUGUGUCAAUUGGAAACUUGAGCAACUUAAUCAUUCUAUUUAUUUAUGAUAACAAUCUUUCCGGGUCCAUUCCUCAUCAACUCAGAAAUCUAACAUCUUUUAGGAUGCUCUUUUUGUACAAUAACAUCCUCACGGGCUCGACACCUGCAUGUUUUGGAAAUUUGGGCAACUUAACCCUUUUAGAGCUUUGUGCAAACAAACUUGCUGGAUCCAUUUGUCAUGAAAUUAGGAUGUUGGGAUCUCUUGCUUGGCUUAAUUUUGCUGAAAACAAUCUCUCAGGUUUAAUUCCUACUUCUAUAGGAAACUUAGGCAACCUGAGUUUUUUCUACCACAGCAACCACAAACUUUCUGGACCCAUACCUCAAGAAAUUGGAAAGUUGGAAGCUCUUCUUGACUUGGGUCUGUUUAGUAACAAUCUUUCUGGCCCAAUCCCUACUUCUAUAGGAAACCUGACCAAUCUAUCUAUAUUAUCCCUUGCUGAAAACAAUCUUUGGGGACCUAUCACAUCCUCUAUAGGGAACAUGAAGGAUCUCACAGUCUUGGAAAGCUCAAACUUCUUACUAGUCUAA
Molecule: messenger RNA, 1194 nt
Organism: Quercus robur (English oak)
Lineage: Eukaryota; Viridiplantae; Streptophyta; Magnoliopsida; Fagales; Fagaceae
Product: probable leucine-rich repeat receptor-like protein kinase At1g35710
Exons: 1
Coding region: 1-1194 (397 amino acids)
Molecular function (GO): protein binding
Source: RefSeq, a predicted model, not a curated record